AUACAUUGCCAUUACCAUUGUAAUAUUUUUCCAUCUCUACGACGACUGAAAAAUGCCAUCGGAUGACGACGAGAGCAGCGCUCGGAUCACACAGGAUCAUCAACACCGAUCGCCACCGACUCCUCCGUCGCCGCCGACGUCUCAGGAAACGCCUACCGUAUCGUUCGAGCUACAGUUGAAGCAAGCGGCGUUAAGACUCGGCGCGCGUGUCGUCGGCCAACUGAAGACGAACUAUGGGGACCGUGAUCCAUCUUCGUUGACCGCCGUAAUCGGCACAGCAAACGCCAACAGAGACCACACCAGUGCCGACAUCGCCUUACCAAUAUCAUCACCACCAUCACCACCACCACCACCACCAUUAUCACCACCACUACUAUCUCCGUCACUGUCGCCUUCUGAACAAACCGAGCAGCGGGAUUCUUCAAUCAAAAUGCAUGUUGAACGUAGAACACUCAAUACUGUUGAUUUUGUGUUAGCCUAUAAAAGACAACGAAAGGUUGCUGAAAACAAAAGUAAACUAGACAACGAGACUGAAAGGCGAAAGUUUUAUCAUGAAUUACAAGCACAUGGGAUUUUGGUAAACAUUGACGACGACCCAACGUGUUCACUAGAUGCAGGCCGGACGUGCUUUGCUUUGCUACAACUAUCACAGCGGCUCUUAGGAUGUAGUUGCCGGUGUCAUACAACAAAUAAUAAUAAUAGCGGUAAAAGUGAAGAUAAACCAACAGUUUUCAAAUCAAAAGAUGUUAAUUAUCAACAGCAUUCAAAUGGCAGUAUUAAUCAUGAAAAAAAUAAUGAAAUAUUAACAUCUGCUCAACGGGCACAGAUCGUGUGGCACAUCUUACUCCGAAUAGGUUCUGGUAAUCAACAGGACGCGAAUGUUAUGAGUCUUGAACAAAUGCUUGAGACCGAUAUAAUUUCUGCCGCCUAUCCAAUACACGACGGCAGUAUUAAAUUCGAAAAGGGAGAAGACGUGACCAACAUCAAUGAUAGACGAGUUCUUUACGAAAAAUGGGCUAGGCCAGGUCUAAUCAUACCCCGACAAUGGAAAUCCGAUAAAAACAUUACUGCUCUGAUUCGAAAGUAUUAUGGCAUUCCUGUAGCUGUUUAUUUUUGUUGGCUCCGGUACUAUACGAUAUGGUUAGUAGGUCCUGCCAUAGCUGGACUAGUAUGGUUUCUGUACGGAUUGAUAACGACUCGUAGCGAUAUACCAACCCAUGACAUUUGUAAUCCAAAAUCACAAGUAGCCGAUUGGAUCCUAUGUCCAACUAGAAGGUGCAAUGUGAGUUUUUGUGGCUUCACAAGGGUACUGGACACUUGUGGGCUAUACAGAUGGACGUCAGCUGCGACUUUCGAUAGACCAGGCGCAGUCGUGUUCGCGAUUUUCAUGUCAUUUUGGGCCACGGCGUUUCAACAACUGUGGGCCACGUACGCUGGACGGAUGAACGAACGGCGCGACGGCGAAACGCGUACGACGUUCGAAUGUUGCGCCAACUGUCGUUGGUCCGGUGGCGAAAAAGUGCCACUGCAGCUACCACCCACUUGGCAGCCGCCGCCGCCGCCGUCGUCGCACGGGCCGCGUUGUGGCCGUCACGCGCGACAACCGUCGCCCGCCGUCCGCGGGUCCGUCGUCCACCACCAGACGGUGGUUUCGCGACCGAACAACGCCGACCGCGGUCGAUCGCCGGCGCUCUCGGUGGACGCGAUCCGCCAGUGGUGGACGGCCAAACUGUCGGACGCGCUACGGGCCAUGGCGUUUUUCGCGACACUGGCCACCGUGGCCGCGGUGCCCAUACUGAUCGUCGUGUACCGCGGCCGGGUCAUCGGGUGGCUCAUGCUGGCCGUGUUCCACCAGGACGACCGCGGCGGACGGCCACCGCAACCGGCGACAGCGGCUGGCCGCUACGGCGACCACCACAGACAGCACAAUUUCUUCCUGUUGAACUACGCCAACAGCGGCGAGCUGAGCAACUGGAAGACGGCCGUGGCCGCAGCGUGCGCCACUUUCGUCCAGCUCACUGCCAUCGUGACCGUCCACCGCGGGUACAGCGGCGUGGCCAAGUGGCUCACCAAGUACUCGUAUCGUUCGGCGUACAACCCUCGGUACCAGAGCCUUUACACCGCCUACAUGUCUUGUUUCGAUUCCGCCAAUUACUAUUCCAGUUUGGUUUACAUCGCUUUUUUCAAGGGUCGCUUCGUGACUGAAGACAGACAACAUGUGGAUAGUUCGUCCAGAUUCAUGCAUUUUUGGCCCAUUUCUAUGUUUUGGAAUGUAAUACAUGAUAUUAGAGAAGACGUUUGCGAUCCCGCGGCUGCUGGAACGGGAUGCGUACCAGAGUUGUGUACCCAAUUGGCCAUUAUAAUGGUGGGCAAACAGCUGAUAGACAACGCGAUUGAGUUGACAACACCGCUAACUUUAAAUGUAUGGCGCCGAUGGCGGGCAAAAGAGAGUCGCCGUCGAAAUAAAUUGCAUGGAAAAUUACCGGACACUAUUGUUGAAACACUCAGACACCCAAAACAAUGGCAACUCGACUAUCAGCUAGAAGAUACUGGAUCGUUGGGCCUUUACCAGGAAUAUUCGGAGAUGGUCAUUCAGUACGGAUUUGUGGUCAUGUUCACAACGGCAUUUCCACUGGCUCCGUUGUGUGCUCUAUUAAAUAAUAUAUUGGAGCAACGUCUUGAUGCGUACAAAAUGGUAGCGGCUCAGCGACGUCCAGUUCCUUCCUACUUCUGUACUAAUAAAAAUUAUCACGAUAAUAUCAUCCGAGGAAACAUGAAGUGUUGCGAUAACUGCAACAAAUUGUGCACAUGGACACAAGUUUUGAAGAUUAUGUCAGUAAUCUCGGUCUUGUAUAACGCAUUUAUGAUUGCAUUUACCAGCGACCUGUUACCUCGGUAUGUGUACUCUCAAAUCUCAACCGAAGCGUCGUCUUCGUUGGACGGCUACGUUGCUUGGUCUUUAUCCUCGAAAAGAAAUGUGACUGAAUACUAUUAUGGACAAUUAGGAAACAUAGAUGCACCUGAAACAUGCCGAUACAGGGGAUAUGGUGCUGAUGCUGAUUCGGAGCACAAUGACUAUAGGAAUUGGCAAGUGUUGGCUGCCCGAUUAGCAUUUGUCGUAAUAUUUGAGCAUUGCGUAAUAGCAUCCAUCGCGGCCCUGGUGUAUUUCAUCCGGAAAACGUCCUCCAAGUACAAAAUUCACACGGAUUCGAACGUCAAAAGUCCGUCCAGCGACAAAUUGGCCGCAGGUACGUCGGCCGUUAACAGCCCCAAUGCAGGCUCUGCGGCCGUCAUCUAUGCAACAGACAGCUCUUUGGCCGCUGCAAACGACGAGAUGGAGGAAGGACGGCCUCGGGCGUUCAACGGAAACCCGGUGGCUGUACUGUCAACCAUGGAAGUAGUCGAUAUGGAAAAUGAUGACCAAGAUAAGUAAAUGAAUCACGAAGUCUCGCCGCCUUCCAGGAGGCGCUGGCUUGAAGAGAUAACAGGAUUCGCUACGUUUUGCCGUGACUUAAUCCACUAUCAUACAAUGUAUAGUAAAUUUUUCUGUAAAUGAAACAGUGAAAGCUAAAAUUGUUUGCGACUAAUAAUUAAUGUAUCAUUAAUAAAAAAAUUUAAAAAAAGUGUAUAACCCGAUUCACCUCAAAGGCGCUAGUAGUCGCUGUUUUACGGUACCUCGAAAUAUAUUUGCAUGUGCGUGAUUUCCUAGCAGCUACUAAGAGCUUUUAAAUAAAUCUGAUUUCAGCUUUUUCUACGGUUCAUUUUUUAAUUCAUAACUGU
Molecule: messenger RNA, 3780 nt
Organism: Melanaphis sacchari
Lineage: Eukaryota; Metazoa; Arthropoda; Insecta; Hemiptera; Aphididae
Product: anoctamin-5-like
Exons: 13
Coding region: 53-3433 (1126 amino acids)
Biological process (GO): chloride transmembrane transport
Cellular component (GO): plasma membrane
Molecular function (GO): chloride channel activity; protein dimerization activity
Source: RefSeq, a predicted model, not a curated record